This is a messenger RNA of Adelges cooleyi (spruce gall adelgid), 1620 nucleotides long. RefSeq lists its product as uncharacterized. NCBI's taxonomy places the organism in Eukaryota, Metazoa, Arthropoda, Insecta, Hemiptera, Adelgidae. Bases 20 to 1351 code for a protein of 443 amino acids. The transcript has 2 exons. The record is from RefSeq and is a predicted model, not a curated record.
AGUUAAGAGUACCACCACGAUGAAACUCCGUCUUGCCUUCUUCUUAAUAAUUUCCAGUUACACUUUAACGCACCGUGUCGCGUGUCACGAUGGUGUGUACAAACUUGCCGAGACGAAUUCAAAAGUAGACGUCAAGUCGAUCGUGCCUGAAAGAUUUAUGCAAAGUGUAGAUGCUUACGUCAGACGGGAAGGGCAUCAACCCGUCAGAGGAACAAAGAUAAACCCAAAAAGAAACCCGGGACUCUUCAAACUGAUCGUCUCCAAAGUACUGGACGAAACGAUGAGAGUUCUCGACAAAUUCACCGUCCUGGUAGUGGCGAUGGUCGAAAGAAACAAGACCAGGCCGUCGCUAGAGUUCGUUUUGGAUUAUAUUGAACUUAGAAUUUCCAAGUUGAGUGGCUGUUUGGAAUUUCUGUUCGACAACGGAGCCAACGUGACGGAUGCGUUGACCGGGUAUAUUUUCUACAGUGGUUUCAAAUAUCAUUUGUUCAAAACCUACAACGGGGGAUAUUACACUUACCAGAACAUUACUGAAAUGAUGUUGGUUCGAAUGGACCAGCAACAAUGGCUGAUGUACUUGCAACGAGUGCCGACAGUGGAAACGUACCAAGACUUAUACACGGAUGUGGAAGAGUCCUUGGAAGACAUUUAUAAAGUUUACCGACAGACGGUUGGAAAUUCCACCGAGUGGUUGUCGCCCCAGAGUUUAAAGUGGACAAAAUUAUUAGAAUCUAACACGAGUUUCGCAAAUCUUUUUAAAGAACUUCCAGUCGAAGACAAUGAAAGUGUAUACGAUCAAUAUUUACAAAUUGCGCGUGAGUUCGAUUCGGUGAAAGUGAUGGAUUUUUAUGUUAAUAUUGGAAUAGCGCUGAACGGUAUCAUCAUGGAAACGGCCACCGACAUGAUGAAAGCGUUUUUUAAUCUCAUAUUGCGACUCAUCGCAGACUUUUCAAACAGAGACAACAGCUUUAGACAGAUCAGCCUAGCUAUCGAAUGCGUAGAAAAUUUCUUAAAGUCGGUACAUUAUUUCCAUAAUUGGAUGUCUUACAGUAAACGACUUAAGAGUUCAGAAACAUUAGAAAGUACCCCGGAAGUUCAAGUGCUACAGGAAUACGUUAACUAUUGUAAGACAUACAAUUCAAUCAACUUCCCCAACACAGUGGCGGAGUUUUUACAAGUAUUCAAGACAAUUUACGGAAAGCAUUUUCCAGGUAUCGAACUCGAUACGGCAAGGAUUACCACCAAGUUGAUGCAAGGUUCCAUCACUCAAAUGAAUAUCAUCGACAACAUGGUGAUGCAUAUGGAAGUAAUGACAAAGCUGCUUGAAGAAACGUCUGGUCGUUUUAGAUAAAUAGGAUCCGUACGUUUGUUUAAAAACAGCUUGAUGGUCUAUUUUUAGAUAAAAAAGGACCAUCGAUAUAUUAAAAUAAAUACAAUGUUCAGUUUUUAUUUAGAUUUUAUCUUAUUAGUAAUUAGUUAAAUUGAAAUACAUGUAUAAACUCUUUUUCCCCAUUUAACAUAAAAUAAUUUGCAACAUAUAUUUUCACACUAAUUUCUCCUUAACUUGUUAAUCGUUCAAUAUUCUGUAAACAGUAAAAUUAAUUAUUUAAUAUUCCUAUG